Messenger RNA from Hyla sarda, 8873 nucleotides. RefSeq names its product multiple EGF like domains 10 (gene MEGF10). The transcript has 24 exons. NCBI's taxonomy places the organism in Eukaryota, Metazoa, Chordata, Amphibia, Anura, Hylidae. Bases 308 to 3652 code for a protein of 1114 amino acids. The record is from RefSeq and is a predicted model, not a curated record. Gene Ontology annotation, molecular function: scavenger receptor activity; protein binding.
AAUGGGACUGGGAAGAACAGUGACAACAGGCAGUGAGCUCUGAGCAAUGCACUGAGGACUGGAGGCUGCUUCUCAGGACACAGAUCAUCAAGUCUUAGGACCGACAGGAGCUUUCUCACCGCAGAACACACUUCUUGGGGGCUUCAUAUUUUAUCGUCUACUUAUUCCGUUUUUUUUUUUUUUGUUUGUUUUGUUUUUUAUGGUGGAAAGUUUAUGAAAAUUUUGAACAUUUCGGCAGGAUCUCAAUGAUCCAGAAAGUCGAGGACUAUCAUCAAAGUCAGUAACUGGGAUCGUUUGAUGCAAGAAGAUGUUUUCAGCAUCUCACUGUUAUGGGCUCUUUGCAUUAGUUUUGUACCAAUGGCUUGGAAUGUCAUUCUCUCUCAAUCUCGAGGAUCCAAACGUGUGUAGCCACUGGGAAAGCUAUUCUGUAACAGUUCAGGAAUCAUAUGCACAUCCAUUUGACCAGGUCUAUUACACCAGCUGCACAGAUAUAUUAAAUUGGUUUAAAUGCACAAGACACAGAAUUAGUUACCGCACUGCAUAUAGACGUGGAGAAAAAACUAUGUAUAGGCGCAAAUCUCAGUGUUGCCCUGGGUUUUAUGAAAGCAAGGACAUGUGUGUGCCUCACUGUGCUGAUAAAUGUGUUCACGGCCGCUGCAUAGCUCCCAACACCUGUCAGUGUGAGCCGGGAUGGGGAGGACCCAACUGCUCCAGUGCUUGUGAUGCUGAUCAUUGGGGGCCGCAUUGUAGCAGUCGAUGCCAGUGUAAAAAUGGAGCACGUUGUAAUCCCAUUACCGGAGCAUGUCACUGCGCUGCUGGCUUUAAGGGCUGGCGAUGUGAGGAACGAUGUGACCAAGGGACAUACGGAAAUGACUGCCACCAAAAGUGCCAAUGCCAGAAUGGAGCAACUUGUGAUCAUGUAACUGGAGAGUGCAGAUGUCCCCCUGGUUAUACAGGAGCCUUCUGUGAAGAUCUCUGUCCACCCGGUAAACAUGGCCCUCAAUGUGAGGAAAGAUGUCCAUGUCAAAAUGGUGGAGUUUGCCACCAUGUCACUGGAGAAUGCAGUUGCCCUGCGGGGUGGAUGGGCACAGUCUGCGGCCAGCCUUGCCCUGAGGGUCGCUAUGGCAGAAACUGUACCCAGGAGUGCCAGUGUCACAAUGGAGGUACAUGUGACUCUGCUGCAGGUCAAUGUCACUGCAGCCCUGGAUACAAUGGAGAACGAUGCCAGGAAGAAUGCCCUGUUGGGUUGUAUGGAAUGAACUGUGCUGAGACCUGCCAAUGUCUUAAUGGUGGAAAAUGUUACCACAUCAGUGGUGCUUGCCUCUGUGAGCCAGGUUAUACCGGGAAACACUGUGAAAAGACACUAUGCACAGAGGGCCUCUAUGGGAUGAAGUGUGAUAAAAAGUGCCCGUGUCAUGGAAAGAACACACAAAGCUGUCAUCCUAUGUCUGGAGAAUGUUCCUGUAAGCCUGGCUGGUCUGGACUCUACUGCAAUGAGACUUGUUCUCCCCGCUUCUAUGGCGAAUCCUGUCAGCAGAUCUGCAGCUGCCAAAAUGGGGCAGACUGUGAUAGCGUGACUGGGAAAUGCAUCUGUGCUCCGGGUUUUACGGGCACAGAUUGCUCAAUAGCUUGUCCAGCUGGCAAAUAUGGGAGUAACUGCUCUUCUGUAUGUAUGUGUAAGAAUAAUGCUGUGUGCUCCUCAGUAGAUGGCUCUUGCACUUGUAAAGCAGGUUGGUAUGGUGUGGACUGCUCUAUUAAUUGCCCCCGAGGAUCCUGGGGUUUGGGCUGUAAUUUUACUUGCCAAUGUCAGAACGGAGGAGCCUGUAAUGCAUUGACUGGAACAUGUACCUGUCCCCCUGGCUGGAGGGGGGUGAACUGUGAACUUCCGUGCCAGGAUGGCACCUAUGGAAUGAAUUGCACUGAACGCUGUGACUGCAGUCAUGCUGAUGGUUGUCACCCAGCUACUGGGUACUGUCGUUGUUUAGCAGGGUGGGCAGGUAUGCACUGUGAUAGUGUCUGUCGAGGAGGACACUGGGGACCAAACUGCUCGAAGUCUUGUAACUGCAUGAAUGGGGCCUCCUGCUCACCGGAUGAGGGAAUCUGUGAAUGUGCACCAGGAUACAGAGGGACUACAUGUCAAAGGAUUUGUUCUCCUGGAUUUUUUGGGCAUCGUUGUAGCCAAGCUUGUCCGCAAUGCGUCCAUAGCAAUGGUCCCUGCCACCAUGUGACAGGCAUGUGUGACUGCUUAGCUGGAUUCAUGGGCUCCCUGUGCAAUGAAGUUUGUCCCAGCGGCCGCUAUGGAAAGAAUUGUGCUGGUAUUUGUACAUGCACCAACAAUGGGACUUGUAACCCCAUCGAUGGAUCUUGUCAAUGUUACCCAGGGUGGAUUGGCAGCGAUUGCUCUCAGCCAUGCCCACCGGGCCACUGGGGUCCCAACUGUAUUCACACCUGUAACUGCCAUAAUGGAGCCUUCUGCAGUGCGUAUGAUGGAGAGUGCAAGUGUUCUCCAGGGUGGACUGGACUGUACUGCACUCAAAGAUGCCCGCUAGGUUACUUUGGAAAGGAGUGUUCUCGAGUUUGCCAAUGUCAGAAUGGUGCCGACUGUGACCACAUAACUGGGCAAUGUACAUGUCGCACAGGAUUUAUGGGAAAACACUGUGAACAGAAAUGCCCAGCAGGUUCGUAUGGAUACGGAUGCCGACAGGUUUGUGAUUGUGUUAAUAAUUCUACAUGCGACCACAUUACCGGAACCUGUUACUGCAGCCCGGGCUGGAAAGGUACAAGAUGUGACCAAGCUGUAAUGAUAAUUGUAGGAAACCUGAACAGCCUGACCCGCACAAGUGCUGCAAUCCCUGCUGAUACCUACCAGAUUGGUGCCAUUGCUGGCAUCAUUAUCCUUGUCCUGGUUGUCCUCUUUCUGCUAGCCCUCUUUAUCAUCUAUAGACAAAAACAAAAGGGCAAAGAGACAGCGAUGCCAUCUGUAUCCUACACCCCCACUGUCCGAGUCCUCAGCACAGACUAUACCAUUGCAGAUACUCUGCCACACAACAAUGUUGGAAAUCCUAACAGCCAGUACUUCUCUAACCCAAGUUACCACACAUUGAGUCAGUGCACAUCAGGACCUCAUCUCAGCAAUAUGGACAGAAUGGUAGUUUCUAAGUCUAAAAGCAGCCAGCUCUUUGUAAACCUCAAGAGUUUGGAUCCUGGAAAGAGAUCACAUACUAUUGAUUAUACAGGAACUCUGCCUGCGGACUGGAAGCAAGCAGGAUAUCUGACUGAGCAUGGUCUUUUGAAGAGUUCUGCAUAUAGCAUUAGCAGCUGUUCAUUGAGCAGUACUGAAAAUCCAUAUGCAACCAUCAAGGAUCCGCCAGUUCUUCUACCAAAACACACCGAGUGUGGAUACGUGGAGAUGAAGUCACCAGCACGCAGAGACUCUGCCUAUGCAGAGAUAAGUAAUACCAGUCUGGCCACUAAAAAUGUGUAUGAAGUCGAACCCACUGUGAGUCUUGCCCAAGGAGGAUUCAACAGCAACAGUAAAGCCAGCCAAGAUCUCUAUGACCUUCCAAAGAACAGUCACAUUCCUUGUCACUAUGACCUUCUUCCUGUCCGGGACAGCACUUCAUCGACUAAGAAUGAGGCAACCAAUGAAUGAUAGUAGCAAUCAGUCAAACCCCGGCAUACGAAGGCUGACUCCUGCUGAACUGUAUGCUUCACUUCACUAGACUGACAUCAAGUGAGACUACUGUCCUUGGUAUUAAAUGACUACGCCAGCAAAGCUGGAAACAUUGUUUGCCAAGCAAAGGACAACCUUAAAGACCAGAUGGAUGAAGUAGUGAUGCUGCCUUGAUGAUACACAAGGGCUGUUUGUGAAGCUCACCAAUAUGCUGUAUAACAGUAGACAAUAUUUCCAGUCUUUGAAAUACAUACCACUAAUAACUCAUUUCAUGCACAAACUGGAGGGCUCUGAUUCCAAGGAUCUUUAUUGCUCAGUCCUAAUUUCCUGAUGGCAACAAUACAUUUUUUAGAGAUUGUUCUUUGAUUUGCACUGACCUGGCUGUGUCAUACAAGUCAUUUGAGUGUCUGUAGUACUGUGUAUUAGUAUGUUAGAGACGUUGUAUGGGUACAACACAAAUAUGAAUGGAAAGUUGGAGACCACAAGUUAUACCACUACAUCAAAUGUUAAUGUUAGUUUAUUCAGCGUAUGGAUGUGUUUGUGUAUAAACACAAGGAGAUGUCUACAACAUUUUAUUAAUGUGUGGUAGAUACAAUGUGGGCUUUAUUUAUACUUAUUUUGGUAAUCCUUUCACAAAUCAGACUUGAAGCUUCUGUUUAACAAGACUAAAAUGGGUAAAAAGUUUCUGGAUACAUUGAAAUAUGGCUAUAACCAAAUAGUCAUAUGUUGGCUUCACUUAGUUCUUACUCUAAAUUUUAAAAAGUUAAUCAUGUACAAUGUUCAAGCAUUCUCAAUCUAUCCAACCCUUCACAAGGGCAUUGCCCACAUACUAUGGUAGAUACGAGGUGUGAUUACAUUUAUGAUAGUUAAGGGUCUGACCGCUGGGUACCCCACCUAUCUGCCGGAUGUCGGGAACAAAUGAACGUAGCUGCAGUUCUAGGCAAAGUCAUGUGGAAUGGAUGUCACCGGGUGAAUAAAAAAAAAGCCCAGAAAACCCCUUUUACUACUUAGCAUAUUCAAUGACCUUUGCAAAUAAACAUAUUGUUUAUUUAAAUAGGGUAAACAGAGUAAUGUCAAAUGACAUACGGAUUAUCUUUCAGGAAGUAAUUUUGUCGACAAGGAUUCAGAACCCACAAAAUUGCAGCUUCCAUUCUUGGUAAUUGCUGGGUAAAUAUAACACUGUAAAAGAUGGGCAGAUAACUGCACAAAAUAGAUUUCUGGGACAUGAGUAGGAAUCUAAAAUUUCCCGGCGUCAGGAACAGGAUGCUGACUAUAUGGACUGACUGGAGUUUCUACAAUGGAAUCAAGCUAAUAGGUUCUAAGGAGAAACCUAGUUACCUAUAACACAUUCUGUUUUGCCAUUAACCUUUAGGACUCCUAAAAUGAUUUGAAAUGCCACAUGCUUCUGCGCAUAUUCAGAUGACAUUUUAUUUCAUUAUGCAAGGUGCAUAUCAGCAACUCUUUCCAGUAAUUUUUCCUGUGGUUGUGUAGUGAACUUGCAGAGUGUUGUACAAGACCAGUGUUAUUAAUCUUAGUUUGUUUGUAUUUUUGUUUUGUUUUUUUAAGAUGAUAUGUGUUGUAUUAUAGCUAAUAUUUACAGUGCCAUGUUUAGUUUACUUUUAUGCUAAGAAACUCAAUGCCUGUGCAUACUUAAGGUAACUUCUAUUUUAUGUUCUUCUUUUAUAGUGAAAUUAGAUUUUAUGCUUUAUGCUUAAGCUGGUCUUUUGCAUAGCUUUUUAAAUUUUUUUUUUUACUUGUUCUCUAAUUUUCAAUACAAAAAUGUGUAUUCUAUGGUUUAGUUUGUAUGCAAAUACAUUAUUAUACGACUUAAUGGCGAGAGGAAGGGGGAGUAGAUUGUCCAGCCAACUAAAAAAACACCUAUAAUGUCAUAUAAAUACAAUUUAAAGAUGUAUUUUAGGAUUGAAGUCUUGGUGCUACUGUUUUUCUUUUUUUCUGUGACUCUUACAGGUUGGUUAAAAUUGGGGCAAGCCGACUGUUACCAUUAAUAUUUUCUAUGUUUUGUGCUUGGAGGAUAUGUAUAAAAGUGGUGUAUUAAAAAGAGUUGAGGACAAUCCCAAAUUUCUAAGGCAUCUCCAGCAAUCUUGAGACUAUCGUGCCUACACUUUUAAGAUGAUAUUGAUUGAGUACAGUUUAUGUAAUUUCAUUUUGCUAUUACCAUUGCUAUUCUUUUCUGUUAUCUAUGCUAAAAGUGACCAUGCACCCUAUACUAUUAAAGGGUAGCUCCCACCAUCCUAUUUUUUUUUUUUUUGCUAGCCCAUUCCCCCCCACCCGCUACGGCACUAGCCCAUUCACUCCUCCCCCCCCCCACCCUGCAUACCCCGUUCCCUCAUUACACUUGCAGUUACUGCAGAGUCCGGCAGCGGGCGUGCAGGGACAGCGGCGGCGGCGAUGUGCGGGAGGAGUGGCCUCCCAGCCAGUGGCCGGGGAGCCAAUGCGCUCGCUCCCACCUGUCUGAUUGACAGGCAGGGAGCGAGUGCAGCCUAACUGAAAAAGGACUGAUUGCCACUCCAAAAUCAGUCCUUUUUCAGUGGCCGGUUUUUAAAUGUAAAUUAAACCUUUUUAAUGAAAAAAAAAAUAUAAUAAAAGUAUAUUAGAGAUAGGUUGUAGUACAUAAGUACUACAACAUAUCAAAAAAUAAAGUUGGUGACAGUGGCCAUUUAAUAGUUUAUUCUGCUGACAGCUAUAACUCCAAACUCCCCCAUAUACAUGCAUGCUUGGCUGAGAGUGCAUAUGUUCUCAGUGACUGCUGUCAGACACAUUUGUCCUUGGCUUAUAACCUGUUAAAACAAAGAAUCCUUAUUUCUCCCAAUAUCUGCGUUCCAGGGAGUCUCAGGACACCACUAUACACAGGUAGUUGUGUGAUCUAUCAAAAUCAGCGGGUUUGAGUAAGGUUUCUCUAAUGUGUAGGACCAUCUUUAGUUGGGAGACACAAUGCUCUAGGCCAACAAUGGCUUAUAAUUUAUUUAGAACUGAUUUCUGUAGUAAUCAGUCACUAACAAGAGAAUUAGGAAUAGUGAUUAAAAUCCAAAAUUUUCCUGUAUAUAGGUAAAGAAUUUUAAUGAGUCUAUCCUACAAAUCCUUGCAUGUCCAAACCUUAAAGCCAACUUUUUAUGGCUCUUGUCCUUUCUGUAGUCUUGAUCUAACACUAUCCAGGUCAGAAUGUAAAAGGUGGGUCUAUCUUGGUGUUAUAAUUGAUCAGAUCUUUGAUAAAAUAAAAAUAAUAAUUUCCAUGUUGCAUUUAUUGUUCCAACGGAUUCCAGGUAUGCCAGUCUACUUUUCCGUCUAUAAAGUUUGUAGAAGAGAGAUUUUGUACACAUAUUUCUGAUCCCAUUUGAUAUUCUUUUGAGCAGGUUAAAUAGGACAAACAAAAGUAGUAGAGAAUUAGAAUAAUUUCUCUUCUCUUAAGCCUGCUUUCUUCUCAUCUGUCCAUGAGUUGUGUCUGUACAGCAGUACUGCUCCAUUUUAUUGAAUCGGCCUGAGAUGCAAUACCACAUACUAUACUACCUGUAGGCAGGUGUGAUAAGAUUUUUAGAAUAAAGCAGCCACAUUUUGCUAAUCAACAAUAAUAAUAUUCAUCUUCUUUAUCUCUAUCCAGAGAUAAAAUGAUUAUUUGGUUGGAGCUUUCCUUUAAGUUAUUUUUCCACAUAUACUUUUAUCAUUUACUUAAGCUUUUCCACUGAAAUUAUUUGUUUUGCUUUCACUGUAAAUUGAAGAUUGUAUAUUUUGUAUGGAAUAAAUUUGUUGAUAUGUCUUGUGUGGCACACAAAUUGUUUUUAAAUAGGCCAGACUGGUUUGGAAAACUAACAUUACCUCACUGGUCCCCCAUAACUGACAUUCCGACAUUCAGUGGGUUCUCACUGAUCUGUUGGCGGCCAUAGGGACCCAUGAGCAUGGAAAUGGCAGCAGCAAGGGAGUGGUGAUUUAUUUAUUUUUUUUACAAAGCCAGUCUGUUUUUUCUUUAAAGGGUAGCUCCCACCAUCCUAUUUUUUUUUUGAUAGCCUGUUCACCCCCCCCCCCCCCACUACGGCACUAGCCCGUUCCCUCCUCCCCCCCCCCGCCCCGCAUACCCCGUUCCCUCAUUACACUUGCAGUUACUGCAGAGUCCGGCAGCGGGCGUGCAAGGACAGCGGUGGCAAUCAGGCGGCGGCGAUGUGUGGGAGGAGUGGCCUCCCAGCCAGUGGCCGGGGAGCCAAUGCGCUCGCUCCCGCCUGUCUGAUUGACAGGCAGGGAGCGAGUGCAGCCUAACUGAAAAAGGACAGAUUGCCACUCCAAAAUCAGUCCUUUUUCAGUAGCCGGUUUUUAAAUGUAAAUUAAACCUUUUUAAUGAAAAAAAAUUAUAAUAAAAGUAUAUUAGAGAUAUGUUGUAGUACAUAAGUACUACAACAUAUCAAAAAAUAAAGUUGGUGACAGUGCCCAUUUAAAUAAGUGUUUUUCCAGCCAGACAACCCCUUUAAAAAUACAAUAUAGGGAAAAGUAGCUAAAAAUGAAUUACUUUCAUGUUUCACCAAUCUAUUAUAACAUUUCUAAAAACAUGUUCAAAGGUAGAGAAACACAAUCUUUGGUUAAGUAUCUGUUUUGUAACAAUGUAACUAACUCUCUUUUGAGGUCCGUCAGUUGUAAGACAUAAAAUUCUAUCGGGUCUAUCGGCCUCAACAAGUAUAUUAUGCUAAGUUAGAACAAGGUGACACUGAUACAAUACAUGUCUAGGAUAUAAUAUUUGGGGUCUCAGAAUAAAGGUCCACUAGGGCUUGCUGCUCAAGAUUAAAUAAAUAGGCGGAACACCACUGUACAAGGAAGGUGGCCUAUUUUGCAGCAAUAGAAAAGAUGUAAUCUAUGUCAUACUGCAAGCCUUAAAAAGUGUGCAUCCUUGUCUUAUAGAUCAAGUAACCUUCAAAAUGAGGAUGCAGUAAAGCCAUACCUGUAAUCUUAUUGUAUAGUAAUGUGGAAAUAUGUUGUUGUAUAAGUGUGUUUUAUGGUAUUAGCUUAUUGUGUAAAUACACAAUUUUUGUGUUACAAGAUGGAGGACACUGUACUUCAGCCGGUUUGAGGAAGUGUGGUACCCUGUUCUUUUAAUGGUCCAGUCGAAAAAAGAAAAAAAAAGAAAAACAAAAAAAUUCAAGUCUUUAUUAAGAUAUUUUUGUAUUUCUUCCACAAUAAAAACUAUAUUAUUAAAACAGAA